Molecule: messenger RNA, 615 nt
Organism: Chlorella variabilis
Lineage: Eukaryota; Viridiplantae; Chlorophyta; Trebouxiophyceae; Chlorellales; Chlorellaceae
Exons: 6
Coding region: 1-615 (204 amino acids)
Source: RefSeq, a predicted model, not a curated record
AUGGAAGCGUUCCGGGGGACCAGCAUGGGCAUGGAUUUCCCCGACAGGUAUCACCAGAACAAGGCAGCCUACAACACGUUCAUGGGCCCCAAAAAGGCGCUGGUGCUAGCCAUCAGCGGCGACCAGAUUGUGCACUUGCUGUGGCGGCUACAGAAUGGUGAGGGCCCCAAAGGCCUCGACCCCCAGGUUGUCACCGUCAUGAUUGGAACCAACGACCUGGCGCACCUCACAUCCCUGCUCCAGGCAAGAGUUCCCCGUGAUGAUGACGAGCGCAUUGCUGCCACCAUCUCGCGUGGGGUACAGCAGAGCGUGCGGGAGGUGCAGCAGCAGGCGCCCCAAGCCACCGUCAUCGUGUUUGGGCUGCUGCCGCUCCAGCCCAUGAUGCUGCAUGCCCCGCAGCGGCUGUUCGAUUCCAAGGUGGAGGCAGCCAACAGAGCAAUUGCAGCUUUUGCAGCGGGGGAGGCCUCCGCGAAGCUCAAAUUCAAAGAUUGUGGCGGCGACUUUGUAGAUAAAAGCGGCGCUAUAAAGCAGGAGCUCAUGCCAGACGGCGUGCACCCAGCAGGGGGUGGCGCCGACGUGUUGCUGAAAUGCAUGCUGGAGGCGAUAGGGAAGUGA